This is a messenger RNA of Culex quinquefasciatus (southern house mosquito), 384 nucleotides long. Its product is annotated as 2-iminobutanoate/2-iminopropanoate deaminase-like. Lineage: Eukaryota; Metazoa; Arthropoda; Insecta; Diptera; Culicidae. The record is from RefSeq and is a predicted model, not a curated record. The transcript has 4 exons. The coding region runs from base 181 to 384 and encodes 67 amino acids.
CAGAAGAAGUAGUACGCAAAGACGGACAACGUGAGCGCCAAAAUCAGCUUGCCCAGCAGCGCAUUCGAGGCCAUCCGCAGCAGGAGAGCGGGAUUAGAUUCUGUGAACUGAGCUAGAAGUGCGAUUAAAACAGAAUCUUAACCAGUUUAGGCGAAAGGUUUACAAUUUCAACGAUCCACGAUGUCCAAGAUCACUAGGAAAGUUGUUUAUACCAGCAGGAAUCCCAAACCUGUUUCCCAUUUUAGUCAAGCCAUCAUCGCUGACCGGACCAUCUACUGCUCGGGAGUGAUUGGCAUCGAGAUGGACGAGCCAAAGGUUGUGCCCGGAGGGGUGGCGGCCCAAGCUGCCACGGCCUUGAAGUUUGAGGUUAAAACGAGGGGAUAG